Molecule: messenger RNA, 5058 nt
Organism: Osmia lignaria (orchard mason bee)
Lineage: Eukaryota; Metazoa; Arthropoda; Insecta; Hymenoptera; Megachilidae
Source: RefSeq, a predicted model, not a curated record
GUCGCGUGAGUGAGCUGCUCGGGGUGUUGUCGGAAGGGUGGAGGUGUCGGGCGCCAGUCGCUACGCGGACGUUGAGCUCGGGAUUUCUGUCCUCCUCGCGAGACUUUUUUCCGCGAGCUUGUGUUUCGCGAUCGGUUCAACGAUCUCGUCGCGUAUCUCCUUUUUUUUCCUUCUACCCGCGACAAACUACGCCAUUGUCGUCGAAUGGCGGGUUCGUGUGAAACCGGUGGACAGACUCGAUCUCGAUCGGUAUCGAUUGUGUGUGGAUCUCGAGGAUCGCGCUACACGCGUCGGUUAUUUCGUGUAUCGGUAGAAAAAAACAAGUGUUCGUGAGAGCAGGGAUUUCGAAUUGUACCUUUCGGUUGCUGUGAUUUGUUUACCAGCCGGAUACUACGUGCAACGACGAGACUUACACGGAUAUCGACGCUGAUUGGAUGCUGCCAUGAGGGCCACGGAAUCGUGACAAUUUCAAAGAGAUUGGACGAACAGAGUGAAAUCCGUGCGGAAUUAUGUCCUGGUUCCAGGCUGAAAGUUACCGACUAACAUCUGCCGGUCCUCUCGACGGAUGAGUAACGAAGCGUGGCCCGCUCUCAAGAUUGAACAUCGAAGAUCAACCAGCCAAUACCCAUCAUCUCGAAGACUGAGGAGCCAGGAUGCUUCCGCUGAAAGAAAAGCUUGAAAGAAGAUCGUAGAGGGAAAAGAGGGAACGAAGAAGAUCGUAAGGAAGAUGAGCUAGAAAAGCAGCAGCCGUGUAUCCUCGGGAACGGUACACCAUGUGCUCGAAGAUGCGAGCCUGGUGGUGGAGGGGCGCUUUACUCGGCACGAUGAUGCUAUUAUCGUGGACGUCCUCGUCGGAGGGUUGUCCAAGUAUGUGUACGUGCAAAUGGAAAAGCGGUAAAGAGUGGGUGGAGUGCGCGAAUCGAGACCUGAAAGGGUUGCCGCAGGGUGCACGUGAGGAGACGCAGGUGUUGGAUCUAUCCAGUAAUCAUCUGGUCAGUCUGCCGCCCGAGUGUUUUCAAGCCUUAGGUUUGAUCAAUCUACAGAGAUUAUACCUGAGCAGAUCGCACAUCAGUCGAAUAGCAUCGAGGGCGUUCGUGGGUCUUGUGGGAUUAGUGGAGCUAGACCUGUCGGAGAACCUGAUCGAAGAGAUCCCGACCGAAACGUUUCCCUUUUAUUCGAACCUGAUGAAGUUAUUGUUGAACGGAAACCCCAUAAAGGAAGUUCGUCGUGGGGCAUUCCAAAAUCUGCCACACCUGACGAACCUGGAGCUAAGCCAGUGCGCGUUAGAGAGCGUAGAACAGGGCUCGUUCGAUGGUCUCCAUCUUCUCGAGUGGCUUCGAUUGGACGGGAAUCGAUUGACGCGUGUACCAGAACACACGUUACCACUUGGAGGCAGCCUUCGCGGACUGACCCUGCACAAUAAUCCUUGGCUCUGCGACUGUAGACUGCGACCCACGCAGGCCUGGCUCAAGGAGUCUGCCCCAGCAGCCCCCCAGGAGUCGGAACCAGUAUGCGACGCACCACCGCGGUUACGUGGCAAGCAGAUCAAGGCUAUAAAAGUGAACGAGCUUGCUUGCCUGCCCCACAUCGAGCUUCAGGAACGAGUGGAGGCCUAUGAAGGGGAUAACGUCACCCUCAAAUGCGAUGUCUACGCUGUGCCAGCUGCUAAGCUUGCCUGGUGGUUCAAUGGCGAACCCUGUGAGUUGCAGAACGAGAAUGAUUCCAUAUCCGUCUCUUCUCCCAUGUUUCCUCGGUACGUGUACAGGCAACGCGGCGGAACCAAUAUGAGCAGCACCCUCCUGCUCUACUCGGUGGAAACGUUAAACGAGGGCACGUAUACCUGCAUAGCCGAGAACGGGGCAGGAUCCGCGGAGGCGAACCUCUCUCUGCGAGUAUUGUUCCAGGAGAAAAUAACCGUGGAACCUCCAAACGAUCGUUCGAGAUCAGGAUACGUGGUAGCCAUAGCCGCGGGUGCUCUGGUAGGCACCUUGUUCGCUUUGGGAUCACUGAUAGGCAGCAUCGUGUUCUGUAUGCGUAAACGUCGUCGUGAUCGAAAAAGGAACUCCAAGGCCCUGGUAUCGCAGAACAAGUCCGUGAUGCCCAUCACCAAAGACACCACCACUAGUCUCCCCUGCAGGAAGGGCAACGGAAGUUUGAUCGGUCUGGAACACCAGCAGAUGGUCUCGUAUACCGAAAGAGAAAUGAACAGAGCCGCUACGCUCGAACGGAGAGAGCACAGAAAUUUGGAAGAGCCUUAUUGUAGUCCAGUUUCAAAGUAUCUGACAGAACCCGACCUGAUUAACGAGGUACCAGAGACGACCGACGUGGGCUAUGGUCAACUGUACCGCCAUCAGCCCGGGGAGAGACAAAUUCUGGAGUACGACUCGGGGUAUCCGCUCCAGCCGGACCUGCGGCCACCGAACAUACCCCAACUCAGUUAUCUGGAUCAAGAUGGUUAUCCUUUGAAUUUUGGUUUGCCUAAAAUCCCCUUCAGCGCCGCGAGCACGUUACCUCGACUGAGGCAGAGGAUGCCAGUAGAGGGGUCAGCGGUGGCUCCACCCGCUAGGUACUCGAGGGAGGCAGAGUUCCUCGCCAGAUCUCCGGGAUACGACCCCGUGUUGCCUAGGACCGACGCCAGGUACACUGCCGAGGGAUACCCGUAUCCUCCCCAACAGCAGCAACCGAUUCAGCCAGUGGAGCAACCUCUCCAGCAGCAGCUGCCCGUAUCUCCAGUGUCGCCAGUGGCCGUGUUCCCGGAGGUGCCAUUCAUUCCUUCCCCACCGGCCGCGUACCGAGGUGAGACAACUCCACUAUCUCCUAGAUCGUUGCUGAGCAAAACUGCUCGAGAAGCUGCCGCUGCGGCCGCAGCCAGGGCGGAGGACCUUCAGCCGCCUCAUCAUCCCGAAAGUCCCGACGAGGGUUACGUCGGCGAUGCAAUGGACGUCUAAAAUAGGACGUUUGUCGAAUCUUUGACGAAUUCUCAGGUCGCUGAUCGACGGUGCAAUCGACGAAUCCAAUGAUGAUUCUAGGUCGAGAUAGACGCGAAGUUUGAUGGUGGAUAUCUGGUAUCUUUGUAAGGGUGGUUGGUACCCAGGAUAUGGUUGAUCGUUGUUGCUGAUAGGACGCAUGACGUUCGUGGAAGUCGAUCGAACGUGCACGAAUCCAGUUCAUGGAAAACAAGCGACGGACACGAUUGAACGAGCAAGAAGCUCGGGGGACAGGGAAGGGUGCUGGGACGGUAGUCGCCGAAGUCAUCCAGGAGAAUGGAUGUCAGACGUCGUGCUGGUUGAGCCGGAACAAAAGCGGUCCGUGUGUAAUGGAUUAAUCAGGUGCGAGGUUUCUCGGAAUAAUUUCUUGUCAGAAGCAGAGCUCCGUGUUCGAAGGACCGACGUCGCUAAUCGAAUUCUGUUCGUCGUGCAAGGGAAACAGGCGUCUUGUCUUCUCGUUUCAAAAGCUCACGAGAAUUUCCCCUGGACUACUAUACCGUUUGGAAAAUUUCCUGGAAAAAUUCACUGACUCGAAAAAGGUGGAGUACAGUGAGGGAAACGAUUGUUCGGAUCGAAACAAUCGAGGGUCCAGGUUCGAUUGUAACUGUGCUCGAAUUUUCUCGGCGUCACUCCUCCCCGUUGUUCCGCCCCUUGUCGUUCUCCGAUACAAUAGAAUCUCCUGGAAAGGAGGAAUACGUUAACGGCGCAGAGGAAUCGAAUUUUACCGGAGCAAACAUUUCGUGAUCUCCUGACGACUCCAGGAACACACGGAGCAGCUAUUCAACGCCUUAACGAGGGGCAAAUGAAAAAUACCUCGCUUUUAAGACGUGUCGUUAAGUGGACGAGAUCCUUGAAUUUCAAGGAACAAGAGUGUACAAAGUAAAACGUCGAGUGUAAGUGUGUUUGUUCUAAAUUAGAAGAAUCUUUCUUUUCUUAAAAAAAAGGGUAAACUUUCUGAUCGUUAAAUCGAUUUAAAUCACGGAUAACUAUAAAUACGAGUGCAAAGUGCAAAAGUGAAAAAAGCAGAGAAAGUACUAUUGUACUUAUGUGACUCGUUGGAAUAUCUGCUCAAGCUCAUAUGCAACCCCCAUCGUCCCUCUCGCCCCAUUCUCUACUCGUUUCCCAAUCCCCCAUCGAUUUACCUUCUAGGCUAACCAAUUGUAUCGUUAUUAAAGUUUACUGCUCCGUCGGAUUCGGACCGAAACCCGGACCGGACUGGUGUAUCCGGUCUGGAAAGUUCCGACGAAAGGCUGUAGGUAAUUCUGGUGUAGUGAUAAUAACGUUAAUUCGGUGUUUAAGACUGGCGAACUGUGCGAGAUUACGAGCUGGUGCUUAACCUGAUGUACAGAGAACUCUUGAACAUAAUACGUAUGUAUGUGUAUAAAUUCGUACCACACAAGCAUACACACCUACACACGCGACAAUGGUAUAUAUAUACAUAUAUGUAUUUAUAAAGCUCUCGUACAUGUACAUACACACGUACGGGGUUAUGAACUAUACUACGUGAUCGAAAUGGUAGGAAACGGUGAGAACAGAUAUUUUUGAAGGCUGUUUUUAAACCGUUUUAAACCCUCAAGGGUGGUUCACCCUCGCCCAACAAAGUUUCAACGCGUUGGCUGGCACGGGAUGGUCAGCGAGUUUAAUCAUUAAAUUAUUAGGUUGAUAAUUGAAUCAUUGGAAAAUUAAAAAAGAAGAAAAUUCAAAAUUCGUGGAUACUUCUACUGUGGCAGUCAAAGUGUUAAAAGUAUAAUGGUCGUGGUGAUUUCGCGAGGUACGAUUAUAUUAGAGAAAGAUCAUGACGGAUGGUAUCCCGCGAUACUCGUUCGAAAGUUUAGCAAACCUCGACUGACCAAUACUCGACAACCUCGAAAGAUGUUAUUCCCACAGGUUCUCACAUUUUAGUUGGAAACAUCUGCUACCGUAUCGAGCCUCGCGAAGUCACCUACGAGGAUCGAUUCACCUACGUAAGUUAAGUUGAUGUACACGAAACGUCGAAUAUCUGAUAUUUUUGAGGAAAUCAGCUUUGAAAAUUAAUUGAUAUCCAAUGUUUCGUGUGGAUCGAUCGAAUAAA